Molecule: messenger RNA, 1169 nt
Organism: Oryza brachyantha (malo sina)
Lineage: Eukaryota; Viridiplantae; Streptophyta; Magnoliopsida; Poales; Poaceae
Product: stem-specific protein TSJT1
Exons: 5
Coding region: 197-913 (238 amino acids)
Source: RefSeq, a predicted model, not a curated record
CUCCUCCAUUUCUCCAUCCAUCCAUCCAUCUCGUGUUAGCUUCGUUUUUCUUCUUCCUCCACCCAAAGUAUCCAAGGAGUGUGGAAGGCCACACGCCUAGAUUAGCAUCUAUGCUAAUCUGAUUAGCAAGAGGAGAGCUUGAUUAGCAAUAGGAGAGCUUGAUUAGUUGAGUAGUGUGUAGUGAUCAGAGGAGAAGAUGUUGGCUGUGUUCAGCGGCGACGUGGUGGAGGUGCCGGCGGAGCUGGUGGCCGCCGGGAGCCGGACGCCGUCGCCGAAGACGCGGGCGUCGGAGCUGGUCAGCCGCUUCCUGGGCGGCGCCGAGCCGGCCGUGUCCGUGGCGCUGGGCGACCUCGGCCACCUCGCCUACUCCCAUGCCAACCAGUCCCUCCUCCGCCCAAGGUCCUUUGCAGCAAAAGAUGACAUCUUCUGCUUGUUUGAGGGAGUCUUGGACAAUCUUGGCAGCCUGAGCCAGCAGUAUGGCCUGUCCAAGGGUGCCAAUGAGGUGCUCCUUGUGAUCGAGGCAUACAAGACCCUGAGAGACAGAGCACCCUACCCUGCUAGCUUCAUGCUCUCGCAGUUCACUGGGAGCUAUGCAUUUGUGCUGUUCGACAAAUCGGCCUCCACCGUCCUUGUGGCCUCUGAUCCGGAGGGCAAGGUGUCUCUGUUCUGGGGGAUAACUGCUGAUGGAUCUGUUGCCUUCUCUGACGAUAUUGACCUACUUAAAGGAUCGUGUGGCAAGUCACUUGCACCUUUCCCACAAGGUUGCUUCUAUUCCAAUGCUCUUGGAGUUGGAGGCUUGAAGUGCUAUGAGAACCCAAAGCACAAGGUGACCGCUGUUCCUGCAAAUGAAGAAGAAAUUUGUGGUGCAACCUUCAAGGUGGAAGGAUCUACAAUCCUCACAGCUCUGCAUUAGGAGAUUUUGGUCUCCAGCCGUUGUUGGGAAUGAAAACCUCUCUAGUCUGUACAUGGUGGUGUAACAUAGCCGCAAGGAAUGCAUCUGAUCUGUAUCAUCAUCUUCCAUAAAAAAGAAGAGCUGCCAGCAUGCAUGGGUAGCACUUCAGUGUUUGGGUGUGUGUAUGAUCUGUAUGUAUCCCUGCUGUUCAAGCGGAAAUGAACUUCAGACCGGCCCUUUGCAAAUAAGCUCUCCUUGUUUGACUGUUUUGUCAUCA